Sphaeramia orbicularis (orbiculate cardinalfish) is the source of this 447-nucleotide messenger RNA. Its product is annotated as guanylate cyclase activator 2B-like. Gene Ontology annotation, cellular component: extracellular region. NCBI's taxonomy places the organism in Eukaryota, Metazoa, Chordata, Actinopteri, Kurtiformes, Apogonidae. The record is from RefSeq and is a predicted model, not a curated record. The transcript is spliced from 3 exons. Bases 36 to 341 code for a protein of 101 amino acids. Gene Ontology annotation, molecular function: guanylate cyclase activator activity.
AACUCAAACUGAGAGACUUCAAGCAUCGUCUGAAGAUGAAAGUGUGCAGCGUUCUCCUCGUUGUGGUUCUCUGUGUGUGCAGUGGAGCUCUAGGGGUGUACGUCGAGGUCGGACACAGAAGCUUCCCCUUAGAAGCAGUGAAACAACUGAAGGAGCUCAUGAAAAGCAACAACAACAAUGUUCCAUCUGUAUGUGUCAGUCCUCUCCUGCCACUGGUUUUCCAUCCAGUUUGCAAAGAAAGGGAGAGCGCCUGGGUUUUCUACCAACUAGUUGAAGCCAUCACUCCUAUCGAUCCUUGUGAAAUAUGCGCCAACCCAGCCUGCGCUGGAUGUCUGAACUGAGGCUGCCAUUGACACAAAUGAACAUCAUACAAGUUUCAGGCACCUUGCUCCAUAGUUCUGACAUCUCAACAUGUUUGCAUCCAUGGAUGUCAAUGAAACAUGCAGC